This is a messenger RNA of Malassezia globosa CBS 7966, 810 nucleotides long. RefSeq lists its product as uncharacterized. The transcript has a single exon. The record is from RefSeq and is a predicted model, not a curated record. Bases 1 to 810 code for a protein of 269 amino acids. Gene Ontology annotation, cellular component: ribonuclease H2 complex. Lineage: Eukaryota; Fungi; Basidiomycota; Malasseziomycetes; Malasseziales; Malasseziaceae. Gene Ontology annotation, biological process: DNA replication, removal of RNA primer; mismatch repair. Gene Ontology annotation, molecular function: RNA-DNA hybrid ribonuclease activity; RNA binding.
AUGCUGCGCCGUAUACCCCAUAAUCUGAAUCAGCAAAGCUGCGAUGCCACAGUUCAUCUUAUUCAAGGCGUAUUGAAUUCGGGCGUUGACGUCACCAAAAUCUUUGUCGACACGGUCGGUGAGCCCAAUGCUUACGCUGCGAAGCUGAAGCAAUACUUUCCGCGGCAUAGCCACAUUGAAUGGAUCGUAGCCCGUAAGGCAGAUGCCACGUACCCGAUCGUUGGCGCUGCAAGUAUUGCUGCGAAGGUGACACGCGAUGCUUGUGUCGACCAUUGGAUGUAUGCCGAACCACUUCAGUCCGUGCACCAUCCAGAGAUAUCGAAAUCCAGCGGAAAACGCAAGCGUGGUAAUAACGAUGACGAAGAAACAGAUAUAUGGGCAACUGGAAGCGGAUACCCAGGCGAUCCCAAAACAGUGCGGUAUUUAAAAGAAACGCUCGAUCCUGUCUUCGGAUGGGCAAGACUUGUGCGAUUUAGCUGGGCCACAGCGAAGUCUAUGCUUGAAGAACCUGUGCAUGUGCGUCAAGACCUCACCUCGAUGUUGGGUACGACGUAUCCAUCGUCCACCCGCGCUUACCCAGUACGCUGGAUUGAUGAUGCCCAAAAGCAAGGCAAGCAGCAAUCGACUCUUGCUAACUUUUUUAGCAAGCAGCAGAAACCAGCGUCGAAUCGUAGAUCUAUUACUACUCAGGCAACUGCACCAGACACCCGGCAGGUAUGGCUCAACGAUCGAAAAUUGCUAUCCGAACAUCAACCUCAUCUAUGGCAACAACUUGCCCUUGCUCCAUCCUCUGCUACAGAUUUCUUCUAG